AUGGCCGACUACAUAUUCACAGUUUUUUCAAUACUCGCCGUAAUCUUUGCUCUAAUUCCAAGCCCAAUUCACAUACAAAAUCAAAACUGGGGUGCAAUAUUCAUGACAUUCUGGGUGGUGAUCACAAACUUCACGAACUUUGUCAACUCGAUAAUCUGGGCAAACACCAUCUACGAUGACAAGCCAUACACGGAAUACUGGUGUCGUAUAACGACCGUGUUGUAUCUUGCGUCGGGUUAUGGUUUGGUAUUAUCGAUCGUGUGUAUGGUUUAUACGUUGUCCACGUAUGUCAGAAAUGCGAUCAUUUUAUCCGAGCAUGAGAAGCGGAGACAAAAUCACAAGUAUAGUAUUAGGUUAUUGUUGGGUUGCUAUGCACCGUCUUAUCCCACUUUGGCGACUGUUUUCGUUAAUCUUAUGUGGCCGUUGAUUUUUUCGUUAUUCGGUGCUUAUUAUGCAGUAUUAACAGGAUACCACAUUGUACGGAAGCAGUUAGAACUCCAACAACUGCUUCGAUUGAAAAAAACCAGCAAAUCAAAAUUCUACCGUUUGGUUUUCUUUUGCGUCACAUUACUACUGCUGAUGUUACCCGCGUCAGCUUACAUGCUUGUCUUGAACGCAAAGCAAAAAUUAUACCCAUACGACUACAAAAUGAUCAAAGAAAACUUUGGCAUCAUCACCACAAACCAUGUUGCGCCGUUCACGCUGUUUGAAUAUUUCAAGCCGCUGACUGCAUUCGCGUUAUUUAUCUUUUUCGGGAAUGGCGAAGAUGCAAAUGCGCAGUACGCGAAAUGGGGUAAAGCCAUGGGAUUGGAUAAAGUUUUUGGUUGUUGCUUUAGUCAUAAUAGUGGAAAUAAGAAGUCAACGAAAUUCCCUUCAUCACCUACAUCAACCUUCCCAUUAAGUUACCACUCCUCAGCUUUUGACGGUAGCUCUCCAGCACUCAUCAACAAAGACGCGGGAACACCACGCACAAAUAAAGACGAAAAAUACUUGGCAACCAAUUCCGAGUUAUCAGAUGACACAUCAUUCACAUCAAGCGAAGUCUCAGUUCAAGUACAAACACCAAUAAAGAAAAAGGGCGUCUUGAGAAAUUUCUUAUAUAUGCAUCGAACACCGACUGAACAAUCUAAAUACGACUUAACAAGUGGCAUACAGAUACGAAUCAAUGGUCUAUCGUCCGCAUUCGACAUUAAUGAGAAUAAUAUUAAAGAAGAGGGCGAACAAGACACAAAAUUAGAAGAGAAACAAGCCCCACGAUAUCAAUCAACAGAAAGUUAUCACCGCGAGAUACAAAAUGCCAUUGUUGACAUUUACGAUCAAGAAGAAAAAGAACUAGACAAUGAUCAAGUAAGCAUCGUAAUUGAUGAUGGAAAUAGUAAUACACCGAUUACAAUACCAUCCACGUCGAUAACACGUGAAAGUUAUUUAUCGCCACAAGUUAAUAUUGUCGAUACUGAUACUUUUAUCGCAAGAGGAAUUGAUGAUGUUGUCGAAGAGUAUCGAAGAAUGGUGUCUCCAGAGCCGUCGUCAAAAGGAUCCAAUUAA
Messenger RNA from Ambispora gerdemannii, 1545 nucleotides. The record is from the annotation of a GenBank genome assembly. NCBI's taxonomy places the organism in Eukaryota, Fungi, Glomeromycota, Glomeromycetes, Archaeosporales, Ambisporaceae.